Messenger RNA from Galleria mellonella (greater wax moth), 2053 nucleotides. Its product is annotated as protein sister of odd and bowel-like. The record is from RefSeq and is a predicted model, not a curated record. Bases 160 to 1587 code for a protein of 475 amino acids. NCBI's taxonomy places the organism in Eukaryota, Metazoa, Arthropoda, Insecta, Lepidoptera, Pyralidae. Gene Ontology annotation, cellular component: nucleus. Gene Ontology annotation, molecular function: RNA polymerase II transcription regulatory region sequence-specific DNA binding; DNA-binding transcription factor activity, RNA polymerase II-specific. The transcript has 2 exons. Gene Ontology annotation, biological process: embryo development; embryonic hindgut morphogenesis; regulation of transcription by RNA polymerase II.
CUCAGUCGCGCCGCGCCGCACAGCCGCCUCGCACGCUGCUUUAACGCGUGCCUCUCGAAAGGCGCACGCGCACGCGUUACCCCCGCCGCUCCCCUCGACAACACGUGCUUCAAGUUAUCACUCGUCAUUGAUAUUCAUCAUCUGUUGAAGCGGUUCACAAUGCAAGAACAAAAUUCUUCACGCUCUAACAAAAACACAUUAAACUCACUGGAGAGCGCCAUUAUUAAGCUGAAGAAUAAUCUGCAAAUUCAAGACAGCAAGACGACGGAUAUGAACACCUUACUAACAGCUGAUCCACCAUCUCCACAUUUGGAUAUUAAACCGAACGCAAGUAAGAGCCCUAGUUCCUCUUCAUCUACAAAUUUAAAUUUGUCAAUAGCAUCCGCUGCGUUGUUACAGGAAAAUAUGUUACAGAGAUCGUUACAGGGCGUAGUCAUAUCACUUCAAAAUGCGAUGAUGAAUUCUUUACAACAAGCAGCGCUUUUGCCAUCAAAUUCUGCCGCGGCGGCAGCACUAAAUUUACAAGCAUUAGAAUCUUAUUUAACCUUACAACGCUUAACUUCAGUAUCAUCUGUAAAUAGUUCAAAUCAACCAAACACAUCCGAAAAUAAUUCUACUUCAAAACAAGAUAUAUUAAGGAUAGCUACAGCAAGUGCUAAGAUUAGCGAAGUAGAUGUAUCAGAAAAUACUUCUAGAGAUUUUUCUCCAAAAACUCCUGAAGAUUAUCCUUUAUCUGAUGCUAUUGCAGCUGAAGAUGUAGAUUUAUCAGAAGAAGUAGAGGAAGAUCUAGCGUUAUUAGAUAAUGAAGAUGAAUUUACAUUAGAACAGCACUUAGAAUCGACGUCAAAAGGCUAUAGUUACAACUCGCAAAACUUAGAUAACGGAUACCCAAGUUUGCUAAUGAAUGCAAUGUAUCAACAACAAAUGAACGGAAGCCCGUCACAGGCGCCUUUAUCGCCCCAGGCUUCAAAUUCAUCAAAGUCAACAAAUAGUUCUACAUCAUCCGCAGGAAGCAGCAUAUCAAAUAAACAAAAAAGUACUGGAAGUGGGCCAAGGACAAAGAAGCAGUUUAUAUGCAAAUUUUGCAAUCGACAGUUUACAAAAUCUUACAAUUUACUCAUACACGAAAGAACCCAUACAGAUGAAAGACCAUAUUCUUGUGACAUCUGUGGCAAAGCUUUCCGACGGCAAGAUCAUCUGAGAGAUCACAGAUACAUACACUCCAAGGAGAAGCCAUUCAAAUGCCUGGAAUGCGGUAAAGGCUUUUGUCAGUCUAGAACAUUAGCCGUUCAUAAAAUUUUACACAUGGAGGAAUCACCACACAAGUGCCCAGUCUGCAGUAGAAGUUUUAAUCAAAGAUCAAAUCUUAAAACCCACCUUCUGACACAUACGGAUAUAAAACCAUACAAUUGUUCCUCUUGUGGAAAAGUAUUUAGAAGGAAUUGUGACUUGAGACGUCACAGUUUGACUCACAAUCUCGUUGGUAUGUCUUCAGUAAACACUUCGCCGAGCAGGAGCAGUGGUAAGAGUCCGUUACUUAACCCAAACUUUCCUAUUGACAAUUUAGACACAGAAGACGAGAAUUAGUGAAUAGUGAUGAAGGAAGUGAUUUAGUGGCGAAUGUUUUUAAAAGACUGAUUAAACGCCUAUAAAAAUGAUGCCUUAUAGAUUUAAGUGAAAGAGCAAUGAUUCAUAAGACACCCAACACUUUUUACUACAAUUUUACAACCGUUGUUUUGAAAUAUUUAAAACGACUGUUACUAAAAAUUUAGACAGCAAAAUGUCAUGGCGUUAAAGCUAUUUUCUUCAUAAUGAUACGCCCACAUGUUUUUAAUAAAUGAUAUGUCUCUUCCAAUUUAUAUAAUAAAUUGAGACCCGGAGUUUAAAAAUUCCGUCGGAAACAAAACACAGAUAAAAUAGUAUCUGUAUAUUUAAAGCUUUUUAGAUCAACUUUUGAAGAAGGAAUAUAAUAUUUUUCGGGUGCAUUAUGUGUUUUGCCUUUCGUUGUCUAGAUUUUUGGCACGUCAUUUAGUCUAAACGAUUCGACGCAUUU